This is a messenger RNA of Cololabis saira (Pacific saury), 3504 nucleotides long. It is a transcript of the gene fhip1b, whose product is annotated as FHF complex subunit HOOK interacting protein 1B. Lineage: Eukaryota; Metazoa; Chordata; Actinopteri; Beloniformes; Belonidae. The transcript is spliced from 12 exons. Gene Ontology annotation, cellular component: FHF complex. Bases 58 to 3504 code for a protein of 1148 amino acids. The record is from RefSeq and is a predicted model, not a curated record. Gene Ontology annotation, biological process: early endosome to late endosome transport; lysosome organization; endosome organization.
UGUGUUACACGUGUACUGGGACGUUCCUCCCUUUCCCCGUGUCCUGCCGGGUUCAGCAUGAGCUGGCUGAGCAGGCUGAACCCGCGGGGCCCCGGGACCCGGGCUGGUCGGAGCGCUGCGCCCUCCAGCCCCUGCAUGGCCGACCCGGAGACCUGCCUCAUGGUGUUUGAGAACCACUGGAGACAAGUGUCGUGGGUGCUGGAGCAGCAUGAGAGCUCGUCCUCCAGCGAUGAUCUGACAGCAGUGAGGAACAACACGGACCAGAUGCUGUGUCUGCUGGCGGAGGAGCGGCCCGCCGAGAGCUCGGAGGACGGCUCCUCCGUGGCUCCCAUCGGCCCCAUCCUGGAGCUGGUGAUCACGGAGAACAUCCUGGAGCGGCUGGUGCAGUGGCACGUCCAGCGCGGCCUGGACCCCGACAGCCAGGGGGCGCUGCUCAAGCUGUUUGAGAUGCUGAUCGGCCAGUCACAGCAGCCCCUGCUGCAGCACACGGCCGUGCUGCACCCCCUGAUGCGGCUGCUGGGAGCCUGCGCUGACCCGGAGCUGGGCUGUCCCCCCGCCCUGGAGAACAGCCUGGUGCUGCUGCUCAACCAGGUGUGCGUGUCGAUGGCCCGGCAGCCGGUGCUUCUGGAGAUGCUGUUCCGGGCGGCGCCGGCCCAACAGGGCUCCACCAACCUGCUGAUCUUCUCCCUGCUGGUGCCGUUCAUCCACCGGGACGGAGCCAUCGGGCAACAGGCCCGCGACGCGCUGCUGCUGGUCAUGGCCACCUCGGCCAGCCACCAGGCCGUGGCUCGAUACAUCGCUGAGAACUCCUACUUCUGUCCGGUGUUGGCGACGGGGCUCAGCGCCCUCUACUCCUCCCUGCCCAGGAAGAUCGAGGCGCGAGGCGAUGACUGGCACGCUCUGCGGCGGGAGGACUGGAUGGGCGUGUCGUCGCUCGUGCUCUUCAUGAACUCUCUGGAGUUCUGCAACGCGGUGGUGCAGGUGGGGCACCCCAUGGUGCGCUCCCAGCUCCUGGACUACCUCCACAACGGCUUCCUGGUGCCCGUCGUGGGCCCCGCCCUCCACAAGUCGUCGGUGGACGAGAUGAUUGCCAGCACUGCCUACUUAGAUCUGUUUCUGCGCAGCAUCACGGACACUUCCCUCCUCAGAACCUUCCUGCGCUUCAUCCUGCUGCAUCGCCAUGACAAUGACACUAUCCUGGACACCCUGCUCACGCGCAUCAGCAGCAACUCUAGGCUUUGCAUGGUGUCAUUGAGUCUGUUCAGGACUCUCCUGUCCCUCAACUGUGAAGACAUCAUGCUGCAGCUCAUCCUCAGGUAUCUGAUGCCCUGCACUCACGUGAUGCUGAGUCAGCGUCGGGCCAUCAAGGAGACCGACCUGUACGGGAAAUCAGCAGACAAGUUCCUGUCCCUGAUCCCGGAGUGCUGCCGGCUGAGCGCUGCGGCCUCCGGGGAGAGGGACGACGACAAUCCCUUCUGGGCCAAAGCCCUGAACAGCCCGAGCACGGAGGCUCCAGCUCCAGCUCCGGCUCCAGCCCGACCCAGCACCCCGUCCCGCUUGUCUUUCUUCACCCGGCAGCAGAGCGGUUCAGGCGGGGGUCCGUCCGGCCUCCCCAGCGUGGAGCAGACGGGGCCCGGGUCCCGGCCCCUGUCCCCCGACAGCCCCAUGCACCAGCAGCAGCAGCACUACGACUGCCUGGACUGGGACGCCGGCUACCUGGAGUACCUGAGAGACGCCCAGCGGGGCAUCACGCUCUGCUCCUGGGCCUGCCAGGACUGGUCCGCCCCGUACGACGGAGAAACCCCCUCCCCGAGCACGGCCCCGCCACCCCCGCCCCCCCCGACCUCCAACCCCUCCAUGGCCAUGUUCCCCGAGCACUUCUCCCUCCAGCCGGGCGGCAGCAGCAACUCCCCUCCCGGCCAGCAGAGGGCGGCCAUCGUGGCGGCAGCACGGACAGAGUGGAGCCACUCGGACCGGGACAGCGGGGAGUGGGACGUCACCAUCGGACAGAACAACUGCAUCAGCCUCACGCCGCGCUCUAAGAAACGAAGCCUGCAGAGAGAAGAGCUCCAGCCCAAACCUCUGCCUCCUCUCAUCCCGUCCUCGUCUUCUGCUGCUUUAUCAGCCUCACACUCCUCCUCCUCCCCGGCUGCUCACGUUCCCUCCUCCGCCAUCACCGUGAGCUACCAGGCCAUGUAUAACGGAACCAUGACGCUGGCUGACGGCUGUUCUGACAGCCAGGAGAGAGGACUGGAGGUAAAGAAGGUUAAGAGAGACUUCGGAGAGCAGCCGUAUAUGGAUGAAAAUCGAAACGGAUCCGUGGUUUCCUGCCCCUCUCAAAGCUGCAACCCUCUUCCAAAAUCCAUGUUCGGCAACAGCGAUGACAUCAGCGAUGCAACAUCUCUUUGCCCUAACCAGAUUCCCUUCCAGCCAGGACCUGAAACCAAAUCCCCGACCGGUGAAACCUCAGAUCAAACCCUCAGUACGUCCUCAGAAACCCCGGAGAGCCAGCAGUCCCAGCAGUCGGUGGAGUCUCUGAUCGAGGAGCUGCUGGAGCAGGCGCCGGGGGAGCCCCAGGGGACCGGGGACAGCAACGGCCAGGGCAUCAGCAUCGAGGCCUUCACCCAGGAGCUGAGGGAGCUGGAGGAGCGGGUGAGGGAGCGCACCAGAGCCGCCUGUCAGGGGGAGGAGUCGGCCCCGGACCCGCGGCCCGCCGGCCGGCCGGAAGAGGAGCAGCCGUCUGCGGUAGCUGAGACGAAGCUGCCGGGAGACGGCAAGGCCGACGGCUCGGUGCCGGGAAUCUGCAGCCCCGCCAGACCGCUCACCCAGCUCUCCUCCCAGCCAUACACAGGUCCAUUUAUGGUGGUUCUAUUUGCCAAGCUGGAGAACAUGCUCCAGAACUCGCUGUACGUCAACAUCCUGCUGACGGGCAUCGUGGCCCAGCUGGCCUGCUAUCCUCAGCCCCUGCUGCGCUCCUUCCUGCUCAACACCAACAUGGUCUUCCAGCCCAGCGUCAAGUCACUCAUUCAGGUUUUAGGUACUGUGAAGAACCGCAUCGAGGCCUUUGCAGCGUCGCACGAGGACUUCCCGUCCAUGCUGAGGAGAGCCCAGCAGUACCUGGUGGCCCGGGGCAGGGUGGACUGGGCCGAGGCGGCCGGCGUCCCGCCCCUGCGCCGCUCCGACUCCCUGGUGAAGAGUCGUAAGACGUCCCUGGGGGACCUGAUCCUCCGUCACACCAACAGCCCCACCCGGGCCCGCCACGCCGCUCAGGUGGCUCUGGCCCACGUGCGUGACGGCAGCCACUCCCUGCACAGCGCGCUGUUCCGGGGCGGGGCCGGCCCCGGCGGCGUGGCCGGCCUGGAGAAGCAGGCGGAGGCGCUGCGGGUCAAGAACGCCGUCUACUGCGCCGUCGUCUUCUGCGAGUUCCUCAAGGAGCUGGCCGCCCUGGCCCAAGAGCACGCCGUCACGCUGCCCUUCCCCCCGGGCCGGGAGGCCGAGGAGUAG